Lepisosteus oculatus (spotted gar) is the source of this 5612-nucleotide messenger RNA. Lineage: Eukaryota; Metazoa; Chordata; Actinopteri; Semionotiformes; Lepisosteidae. The record is from RefSeq and is a predicted model, not a curated record.
AGUGAUAUAUAAUUUGAAUUAUUUUUGUAUAGAAGGUUUCCCUAGACAAAGCGGGUUUUGGUCAAUGCAAGCGAUGGCACUUUACUACAUUUCAACGUUAUUAUACUGACGGGGCCAAGGAUCAUUUUUUAAAAUGGUAUCAAAUACGUACAGUAUAAUACUCAAGUUUUAUACGUUACCAUGUCUGUCAUUAUAUUAAAAUACAAUGUUACUAUUUUUUUAUAGUCAUUGUAUUGCGUAUUUAAAAGUAGUUUCAACUACUGUUAGCCACUAGGAGGUACAGUCACUUAGUCAACUGUAUUACGAGACCGCCUUCUGCAUUUUUUAAUCCUUACUGGUGGUAUAUUUUUCGCAUGCAUUAUAGUGAUUGGUGUUUGUUAACGUCAGUCAUUUGACACUGCCCAGUGUUCAGGGAGGCAGUAACAGCUGGCUUGCGAAUGAAUCGAGAAGUUAAGAGUGCAGAGGUGGAAACGCUGGGCUCGCUGUACUUUCGGGAGUCAUUGAAAAAUUGUAUUCUUGUGCUUUCUUACGUCUUAUUAUCACCUCUACUAGAAACAAGGAAAAGACUGUUCUGAUCAACCCCGCGAGUGGAUUAAUCGUCAGGCCGGUGACACGUUUCUUGUAAACCGGAGGGAAAUCCAAAAGUUAUAUCCAGGUGAUCCUUGAGAACCACUGUAAACUGAACAACUUCAGCAAACCUCAGGAAGAAAAGAUGGGAAAUGCUAUAUGAAUGUGUAAGGCUUCAGCGGAGUAAUUGCUGUCUGCUGCCAUGACAACCAGCCGCUGCAGUCAUCUGCCUGAGGUACUGCCAGACUGCACAGACUCAGUCCCUCCAGGAAAGGCAGUGGAAGACUCCAACAGCCUAGCGAAUGGACAGCCGCAUUAUGUCAUGCAAGUUUCGGCAAAGGACGGGCAGCUGCUGUCAACAGUAGUCAGGACUCUCGCAACCCAGAGCCCCUUCAAUGACCGGCCCAUGUGCAGGAUCUGCCAUGAAGGCAAUGGGCAGGAGGACCUGCUUUCGCCCUGCGAGUGUACAGGAACCCUGGGCACCAUCCACCGCAGCUGCCUGGAGCACUGGCUGUCCGCCUCCAAUACGAGUUUCUGUGAGCUCUGCCACUUCAAAUUCAAUGUGGAGCGCAAAGCCAGGCCACUCCUUGAGUGGUUAAGGAACCCUGGCCCACAGCAUGAGAAGAGGACAUUGUUUGGAGACAUGGUGUGCUUCUUCUUCAUCACCCCCUUGGCCACUAUCUCCGGCUGGCUGUGUUUGCGUGGAGCUGUGGACCAUCUGCACUUUAGCAGCAGGCUGGAGGCUGUGGGACUAAUUGCACUGACUGUUGCACUAUUUACUAUUUACCUCUUUUGGACACUAGUUUCUUUUAGGUACCACUGUAGACUGUAUAACGAGUGGCGUAGGACCAAUCAAAGAGUCAUACUUCUUCUCCCAAAGUCCUCUAGUGUUCCUUCAACACAGCAGUCUCUGCUUGGCCUUCCUCCCAUCAAACGCAAUUCUAAAGAGACAAUUGUUUGAGCUGUGUCUCCGUGCUGGACAAGGGAUCAUGACUAAUUCCAUCCAAAGAUUUUUGUUCUCAAAAUCAUGGUUUCUCAUUGGAUACUAUUCUGUUGGAAUGGCAAAACGGUCUUAUUUUUACAUUUCGCAAAGAUUACUAUCGACUGAUUCUACAAGCAGGAUAUAUGUGUACCGUACAGUUCUUUGUGUACAAAAUGACUAUUUCUUAACUGUCUACAGCUCAUUACAAUGAAGUUAAAUUGUCACUUAUUUAAAAUAAUAGUUUUGUCUAUAGAGCAAAUCAAGACAUUGUCUUUCCAUGAGCAGAUAGAAUCAGAAAUGCAACCCGGAAUGUUGCAUGUCUGUUGUGAAAUACCAUUUCACUACACUUGAAAGGAUGGUAAAAAAAAUAUUUUUUGCCUUCAAAUGCCUUUUACAGCUUCCUGCAUCUUAACAGUGAUGUUAAGACUCAGAGGCAGACAAAUAUUAAUUUCAUCUUUAUUACUAAUUUACAAUUUUCUUUCCUUGUUGCUGGGAUUUUUAUAAACAACUCAUUUAAAAGUUUUCUUUUUACUUCAUUUAAAUGUUUUUUUUUAAAUACAGCUAAUGAAUGAUGUGAAUGUGAAUAAAGAAUCAUAACUAUUUUUGAGGAUUUAACAAGAAAUAUUUUAUUUGCCUUUAUAUAUAUAUAUUAGUUGGAGUAUUUUAUGGGUCCACCUUGUUAAAUCUAUUAUAGAAUUUCUUUUUUUGCAUAAGAUAUAUGGUAAUAGUGAAAGUUGGAUGCUUUUCAGAGCAACCUUCUAUUGUGGAUGGUAUAAGACAGGCAAACUUGUUGAACUGUUAACAUUGAAUUUCUAACACUGAUGGAAAAAAUAUCUAUUAAAAUGUAUCUAAAAAUCUAUUACAGUACAUUUAAAUACUCACCCCUAUCUAUUGAUAUUCUGAAACAAUUUUGAACUUUCCCAUUGUAUUUGACAGAAUUCUGUUUUCGUUUUUACUUUUAUUAGCUACAAAAGCCAUAUUUAAGUUAAAAGGCUAACUGUUUAUUUAAUUAGUUUUGGACUUCACGUACAGCCAAAUGAAAUUCAUAAUGUCUGCAACUUUUUGUACACUUGGUAAAGAGCUAAAGGGCAGCUGUAAAAUAGUCAUUGUUAGUGAAGGCCUUCUGAAAAUUAACAUGUGCACAAUAUUUUAAUCUUAAACCAUUAGACCCUGCCUCGUCCUGGUUAUUUAUCCCCUGAAAAAUUACAGAAUUGUAGUUCAUAACUACUGCUUAAGAGUAGAGGGGCCCUGUCCCAGUGUUCUGUUUCUGUGACUAGAGGACAAGCUUGCAUCACUAAAUGUAGGAAGAUAAUUGGUAGUUCUUUUUGAUCUAUGAUCUGAUGUGAUACUUUUCAGGAUUGUAAAAGUUUAUGGUCAAAGGUGACUGUGCAGUGUGUCUUGUACACUACUAUUUUGUGAAUAAUUCAUAUUCACGAAACAUUAAUUAUCUUGACUUUGAAUAGCAUAGCAAGCAAAAUAUGGUAUUAUAGCCAGAUGUUUGGAGUCUUACAUACUGCUCAAAAUUGUUUACAUUGCUUGAACCUUCGUAAAGCAUGUGUUUAAUUGUGACACUUUUAAAAACCACCCGAUUCCUUAUUUCUUUUUCAUCAUUAUAAGCUGGUGCCCGUCUUAAGUAUGGAGUGUAAAUAUAUGUAUUGUAAAGGUGAAAAAUGACCAUAGUUCAAGUUAACUCAAAAGUCUCUUGUUGAUAAGUGGCAUGGAUGAAAGUUGAGGUAUAGUACUUCCUACUUACACUGAAGGUUUUUUGCCUUCUCUAUAAAAGAUGACCACUGUACAGUUAAAUAGUUGAUCAUUGCUAAAUGUCUGGAGCUACACCCCAGGGACAUGCAUGCAUUUUUCAGGAUGGAAGAAAAGCCUCUGCUUUGAAAAUCUCCUGGAGUUAGGGCUCUUCUGAUGUGACAGUUUGGCAUGUUCCUCUGUUUAUGUACAAUUCAAGAUGAAACUCCAAAAGAAUUUAUCAUCACUAUGCCACCACAAGGGAAACAAAUGAACAAAAAUCUUGUUUCUGUGCUAUGUAAAAGGUUACCAAGAUCUAUUUAUUCCUUAGUAUGGAAUUAUUAAAAUGUGCCUCAUGCAUUCAUCACUGUGAGGUGAUAUAUUGGUGACUGCAGAGAUUGUUAGUUUUAGGAACAUAUGAAAGUUACAGUAGAUGUUGUGUUGUCACCUUUAGAGAUCAAAAUGUAACCCUGUAAUCCUACUGCAAUUAAGGUUCGCUCUCCUCAAGGAGUAACCGCAAAAGUGCCAGAUUUAAUUUGUUUAUCCACCAAAAAAUAAGUCUAUUCAAGCACAGCUGAAUAGAUAUUUUGGUACUGCAAAUGUAAACAGAGAGGAUUGUAGAAAAUUACAGAGGGAGACUUAAAUGUUAUUUUUAUUCAAUUAAAAGUAUCUGUGAGAACAUUCUAGAAAUCCAGCACACAAAACUUUUAUAUCUCCACCCCCUUCUAUACCAAGUCAAGACUGCAUCAUUUUAGUGGUUUUGGCAUUUACACAACCAUUUGAUUUCAAUUUCAUUUCAGAUGCUGGUAUUCUAUAAAUAGUGUGCAUAGCAUUUCCUUUUUUGAGGAAAGGGAAGGAAACUUUCCACUUAUUUAAACAAGCUUAUAACUUCAGUCAAACCCAACUAGCAAUGGGCUUGAUGCCCUGUUUUAACCACACCGGUUACAGGCAGUAAGCUGAAAAAGAUGGAAAUCAUUCAUGUAACUCUGCAUGUUCUACCGUAGAAGUUUAUACCUUAGUUGCAAUCAGUAUUGGUCUUAAAUCCAAUAUCUGACCUAUGAUAAAUGAAUGAGCAAUUGUAAUAGGACAGUGCAAUGUAGUUAUGAUAAAACAGUACAUUUCUAGUGAGAUAUAAAUAUAGAUACAUUCAAAAGGAGUUUUUCAGACUUGGUAAAAUCUAAUUUUUCAACCCAAACAAGAAAACAAUUUGCUUGAGUGUGAUAAGCCUGUCUUUUUCAUUAAAGGUUAAUUUAUUUUAAUAAAAUACUGAAGCCAUUAAAAGGAAAAACAGCUAGAUAUGUUUAGAAAGUAAGGUUUCAAAAGGAUUUACAUGUAAUUGGUCUGUUCUAAAAUUUUAAAAGAUUUUAGGUGUACCCUAGGAAUCUUUGUAAUACGUUUGUGAGUACAUCAACUUACUGUAAAUCAUUCUUCUUACAAUAAAUACAAUUCCCUGCUGAGGACACUCAUCUAAAACAAAAGUGCUCUUGUGACCACUAUAAAGCCUUCAUGUGACUACUUUAGAACUUCUGUAAAUAUAACACCAUCUACUGUACAUAUGGCAGAUCUCCUCACUCUCACAUAGCUAAUAUAGACAAAAUAGAAGACAUACCUAGUUGUCUAGAGUAAAACAUCAAGUGAUUAAAGGAUAAAUAGUCAUCAUAUCCCUAGUUACAUUACUGUCAUCUAUUUUGCUUACCAUUGUACAACACAUUGAGAAGCAGUGGUUCUUGGUUUGUCAUCUCCGUUUUUGUCACAUUACAGGGAUAACAGGAAAUGUAGUAUACUGGGGGCAAGUUUAAUAUUAAUCCAGUGGGCAGAGGACUGGUAGUAUAAUAAAAUUAACAGGACCUAAUUGCUAAAUGCCUUACUAAUGUACUAACCCUUUAUAAGCUAGUCUGACAGGUAAUACAUUCCUAUUUAAAAAUGGUUAAUUUGAAAGUAAAACAAAAGUCACAUACUACUAUAGGGUACAUAUUUGUUGUGCAGCAGCAAUGUCUUCUCAUGUAUUGGACUGUCCAUCCCUUUUAAGGCACAAAUACAGGAGUUACUUGAAACUGAAUAACCUUUGAAAAACACUUAAGAUUCUAACAGGUUGUAAUGGUGACAGUUUGCAAUGUGCCAUUUUUCAUCUGUGUGUAAAUUGAAUUGCUUGCUAUUUUCCUGUUUGCUGUGUUACACACUGUACCUCUUAAAAGAGAAUGACUCAGAUUAUUGUAUCUCAGCAUUUGUCUGUAUGAUACAACCUAUUGCAGUUUUUAUGCAAUUUUGUAGAAUAGUGCAGUGUAAACUUUUAAUUACAAUAAAAUUCCAGUGUUGAUCUUUUUAA